AUGGAGAUCAUGGAGGAGCUGCCAUGCAAUGACGACAUUGCGGCUGUCACCAAAGGUGCAAACCCUGGAAGCGUGACCAAAGCGAUGCAGCUGCUCAAGCAACGGGCAGUGAAGAUCGUUGGUCGGUGCCUAGAUGGUGGAGUGGCUGCAGAGGUUCAAAGCGAAAGUGGUCCCCGAGCAUACACCGUGCGAUUGGGGCGCGAUGGAACAGGGCAGGUGGAUGCCCGGUGCAGCUGCGUGGACUUCAGGACGCGGGGAGGCCUCUGCAAGCACGGCGCAGCUGCGGCCAUCUUCCUCGUCCAGGUCGGCCAUGAGCUGCCCCAAGUCGCGACUGCUGCCUCUGGGCCCUUGAAGCGGCCGCGCUCAGAGCGGCCCCCGGCGACGCCUACACGCAAUGUUCCCGCGCCAAGCACCCCUGAGGCGGUGGAGGAGGCCUUGCCAGCGUUGAAGAGGCCGCAGUUCCCCAAAGCGAAGUCCACGACGGCCAGUGCCGUAAGCCAGGCGCAGCGGGGCUUCUUCCUGCGACAGCUGCAGACCGCAGCCGCAGGAGGCAACCACGCCGCUUUCAUCAGAGACAUCCAUCGAUUUCAUGAGCCGCUCGGGGAAACCGAGACAGCUGAGCUCCUGCACAAGGCCAUCGUCGGGAACGACGCGACGGGCGCGGAGAAGGUGGUCCAUGCUCUUCUCGCACGCUCUGAAGGCGAGGCAGCCGCGCGGGCAGGUGUUCGUGAUGCGCUGGGCCGCACACCUUUGCACGCAGCGGUGGCAGCCAGCAGGCUCGAAAUCUGCCGAGCGCUCCUGUCAGCGAAUGCUGAUCCUGGUCUGCUGGAUGGACAUGGGAUCUCGGCUGUGGAGCUGGCAAGCCGCAGGAAGCUGGACACAUCUAAAGGAGACUGGCGACAUGAAGCCGAUCCGUUUCAUGAGCUCCUGAAAGAAGCCAUGACCACGGCAAAAGCAACGUAG
Messenger RNA from Symbiodinium natans, 963 nucleotides. Lineage: Eukaryota; Dinophyceae; Suessiales; Symbiodiniaceae. The record is from the annotation of a GenBank genome assembly.